Molecule: messenger RNA, 5119 nt
Organism: Drosophila melanogaster (fruit fly)
Lineage: Eukaryota; Metazoa; Arthropoda; Insecta; Diptera; Drosophilidae
Gene: polybromo
Product: polybromo
Exons: 4
Coding region: 88-5052 (1654 amino acids)
Biological process (GO): chromatin remodeling
Cellular component (GO): nucleus; chromosome; RSC-type complex
Molecular function (GO): DNA binding; chromatin binding
Source: RefSeq, marked reviewed
GCUCAUUCCCAGAAUUUGUGGCAUUUUGUGUGGCGUCUUAUUAUCGGAUAUUUAGAUUUUAACUGUAAUAAGAACAGGGAUAACACGAUGCUGAGCCGCAAGCGCCGGGCGAGCAGCAUAUCCAGCCGGCAGGACGAGGAUCCGCUGCAGCUGGACGACUCGACGCCGGAGCAGUCACCGGUGCAGCAGACGACGACACAAUCGGCGCGAAAAAAGCGCCGUCUCGAUCCCACAGAACUGUGCCAGCAAUUGUACGAUUCCAUAAGGAACAUAAAGAAGGAGGACGGUUCAAUGCUGUGCGACACCUUCAUCCGCGUGCCGAAGCGCCGGCAAGAGCCCUCGUACUAUGACGUGGUGGUCAAUCCCAUUGAUCUGCUCAAGGUUCAGCAGAAGCUGAAAACCGAUUCCUACGACGAUUUGGAUGAUCUGAUGGCCGACCUGGAGCUGCUUAUUGGCAAUGCCAAGGCCUUCUACAUACCGGGCAGUAGCGAGCACCAGGACGCAGUCUCUCUGUGGCAGCACAUUCAUUCGCAGAGACAGCGCAUUAUGGAGGCAAAUGGAUUGGCGGAGGAGGAGCCGCGUGCCAGACGCAUGUCGCGCCAAGUGCGCCGAAUGACCAGCAGCACUGAACCUGGUGGCGAUGGAGCAACUGAUGACGAGUACAACCAGUACGAGGAGCUCUUCGCCUCCGUUAUGACCGCUACCGAUCCCGUGGGCGAUCGGUUAAUGCACCGCAUGUUCCAACUGCUGCCCUCCAAGAAAAUCUAUCCAGACUACUACGAUGUCAUUGAGCAUCCCAUUGAUCUGCGCCUGAUUGCGACCAAAAUACAAAUGAACGCUUACUCCUCGCUGGCGGAGAUGGAACGGGAUCUGCUACAAAUGACCAAAAACGCAUGUCUGUUCAACGAGCCUGGUUCUCAGAUCUAUAAGGACGCCAAAUCCCUGAAACGGAUCUUUACGCAGCGGCGUAUUGAGCUGGAGAUGGGCAAAGGCAAGCUGGCUAAGCGCGUCAAGAGUCUCUCCAGUGCAGCAAUUGCUGCACUAAAAGAGGAGGUUGACAGCUCGGACGACGAGGAGACCAGCAAAAAGGGCGAGGGGCCCAUGUGGGCAUUGUUCGAUCACUUGUACAACGCACCAGGAACUUCGGAACAUCCGGGAGUUACUGGUCCUCCAUUGGGAAACUCUCUAUGGAAACUGCCAGUUCGUCGUUUCCAUCCCGAAUAUUUUGAGCUGAUCAAACGACCCAUAUCUAUGAGCCAAAUCCACACAAAGCUCAAAAAGGGCGAUUAUGCGAACAUUAGUGAUCUCACCGCCGAUCUAUAUCUCAUGCUGGACAACGCCAAAAAGGCGUUUCCGACGUCCCAUCGCACUCACAAGGAUGCGCUGAAAAUGUUAAAGCUAAUGAAUGCCAAGCUGGUGGAGGAGUCUCUCGAGGAGGGCAGUGAUCUGGAUGACGAGGAUGCAGAGGAAAUGGACACAGAGGUAUUUACGGUUAGCACGCAGCCGGAAAAGCGCAAGCCGGGCAGACCCCGCAUCAACUCCAAUUCGAACUCUAACGCCUCCCAUACACCAAAUAACUCGAAUUCACCCAAAUCAAAUCGCAUUGCCAUCAACGCGGCUAUUAAAAAGAAGAUUCUGAGCAUACAGAAAUAUUUGGUGGACUACUCCUUGGGCAAUCGUCGUCCCAUCGAAAUGUUUAUGGAAAAGCCGCCUCGCAAGAUUUAUCCGGACUACUACGAUAUCAUUCAAAACCCCAUUGACAUGAACACUAUCGAGCAUAACAUUCGCACAGAUCGCUAUGCCGCCGUGGAGGACGUGGUAUCCGACUAUCGACUUAUGUUUUCCAACUGCCGACAGUAUAAUGAGGAGGGCUCUAACAUAUACGAGGAUGCCAAUAUAUUGGAACGAGCUCUAAAUGAAAAGCUCAAGGAGUUCCCUGGUCUUACAGAGGGCAAAAAAAGCCAGCAGAAGUACAGCAAGGUGGGAAGAAAGUUAAAGACCGCUGUAAUUACAGAGCGGCUGUGGCAAUUCUAUGAAACAGUAAAGGAGUACCAGGAGCCCAAGGGUAAGAGGCAGCUGUCGCUUAUAUUUACGAAGUUGCCAUCCAAGAGCGAGUAUCCGGACUACUACGACAUUAUCAGGGAACCUAUUGACAUGGACCGAAUCGCUCAGAAACUUAAACAGGGCGCUUAUGAUACCUUAGAUGACUUGGCAGCGGACUUUCUGCUGAUGCUGGAGAACGCCUGCAAGUAUAACGAGCCAGACUCGCAGAUCUACAAGGAUGCGCUCGUGCUACAACAAUUGACACUGCAGCUGAAGCAACAACUGCGCACCGAGCGCGAUUCUCUUCCGGAUGUUCCUUUGGCUGUUCAGGAGCUGUUCCUCACACUGUUCACGACUAUUUACAAUCACCAGGACGAGGAGGGACGUUGCUACUCGGAUUCCCUGGCCGAACUGCCGGAGUACGAUGAGAUUGGCGAAGGACCCAAGGUUCGCGGCAUUUCGCUGGACCUUGUAAAACGAAGGCUUGACAAAGGAGCUUACAAACGGCUUGAUGUUUACCAGGAAGAUAUUUUUGCCUGUUUGGAACGUGCAAGAAAGUUGUCCCGCACAGAUUCGGAUAUUUUUCAGGACUCCAUCGAGUUGCAAACAUACUUCAUUCGCAAGAGAGACGAGUUAUGCAAGGACACACUUAGCUCAUCCGCUUUAAAUUUUAGUCUAGAACGCCUUAUGGCUGAUGUGGAGCUGUGUCGCCAGCAAAAAAUGCAACAAGAGGAACAGGACCAAGAGCAGGAUAAGGAGAAGGAUGAAUUCAAUGCAGCCAAGGGUGAAAGCAUGACAAUAAACCAGCAGGUGUUUUCUCCCGGCGAUUACGUAUACGUGCAAAUGCCGGAAAACAAGAUUCCCUCGAUAUGCUGCAUAGAGCGCCUCUGGACAUCACCCACCAAUGAGAAGCUGAUGCAGGCUUCGAUCUUUGUACGGCCCCACGAAACGUACCAUGUAACCACUCGCAAGUUCCUCGAAAAGGAAGUGUUCAAGAGCAGCCUUUCGCAGACCAUCUCGAUGGAUAAAGUGCAGGGCAUGUGCUACGUAAUGAACAUAAAGGAUUACAUCAAGAUGCGUCCGGAAAACUUGCCUGAAAAGGAUGUUUACGUUUGCGAGUCUCGUUACAAUAUCCAAGGUCGCUGGUUCAAGAAGCUGAAGAGCUGGCCGCCAGUCCGUGAAGGCAGCUCGGUGAAGUUCGUUCCACGAGAGCAGCCAUUGGAGUUAAAACGUGUGAUGUCUGUGUUUAAGGAGCGUUUGGAAAAGCACAAAGGAGAACUGGAGGAGCUGAAGCUCCAAGAGACGCUGGUCGAAAAGGAGAAACCAAAUGUGUCUUGCGAUCCGCCGCCAAAUGCUGAGGUUGGCAGCACGUACUACCAGCAGUACAACACCAUUUGCAGUGGGGCCAUAAAAACGGGAGACUUUGUUUACGUGGCCACCCAAACAGGAAAGCAGUCGGUGGCACAGGUCCAGCAGAUUUGGGAGCAGAAUGGAAAAUCAUACUUUAAAGGUCCAUGGCUGUUACCACCCAGCGAGACGACCCCCGGCUUGGGCAAGCAAUUUUAUCGCCAGGAACUGCUGCUGAGCACAGUCGAAGAGGUCAGUCCGGUGGUGGGCAUCGUGGGUCGUUGCGCCGUCCUGGAGUACUCCGAAUUUAUCAGCUCCCGACCCACGGAGAUAUCCGAAAGCGAUGUGUACAUUUGUGAGUCCGUCUAUGAUGAGCUAAAGAAAGCUCUUCGCAAGUUGGUUACGGGCAACAUGCGCAAGUUCCAACACAGUCCUUCUGUCACCGAGGAUGAGAUCUUUUACUUUAAGACUCCCAUUAAGCCCUCCAAGGACUUUAAGAACGAAUUGAAUGAACUGGGCAUGCUAGAGGAUUCAAUGGAUGGGGAUACACCCUCGCUGAGCUCAGACAUUGCGGCCAUGUCCUCGCCGGCUCCUUCAGUAAACUCCACGCCACUGACGUCCAAAGUUAAGGCCGCCAAAUCGGCCAAAAAAUGUCUUACCGGUUACAUUUUGUACUCUAGUGAAGUUCGAAAAAGCAUUUGCCAGAGCAACCCGGACGCAACCUUUGGAGACAUAUCCCGCAUGGUGGGCACCGAAUGGAAGAAUCUGCCCUCCAGCGUUAAGCAGAGCUGGGAGGAUAGGGCUAGCCGACAGAAUGAGGAGACGGCGGCCCUACGGCGCGAGUUGGACGACGUCCAGAACAGUGCGAGUCCCUCAUCCCAAGUUUCGCAGGAUGUCUUUGGACAGGUGCUCACCUUUGAGUGUCAGUGGGAUAAGUGCGACUUUCAGUUCGAGGAGCUUAGCGACUGCACGGAACAUUGCAUGUCCGAUAGCACCGGACACAUCCAGCGCCAUCCACAAGCGGGCGUGGAGACGGAGUAUGUCUGCCUGUGGCGCAACUGCCCGCGGGUCAAGAAGUCUGUUCAGGCCUUUCCUAACGUUCUGCGCCUCAUCAAGCAUGUGCGCGAGGUCCAUCUGAGCAAGUGUGGCAAGACGAUUUCGGCGGCAGACCGCAGCAAGAAUUUCGUGCCGCGUCGGCAGAAGCAUGCGCAACUGGCCACUACUGUGCCCAUCCCGCCCAGCCUUGCGCAAUCGCCGCGCGCUCCAAGCAAUCUCGAGGCAGUGCAGCUCCAGCAGCAGCAGCAUCCGCAGCAGAACAUGCACCAACUGCAGCAACAGCAAACGAUCGUCUUGGGUCCGCCACCAGAGCCGCUCUUCGUCACAGUGCCGCCGCGCACCACUCGCGUCAUCCACUCGGAGGCCUACAUUAAGUACAUCGAGAGCCUGCAGACGGGCAGCCAUCUGAACGUGGUCACCUGCAACAACAAUUGGCGGCGUGCACUGACCCACAUCACACCCGCACAGGUGGUGGCCAAGACGGCGCUACCCGAGAAGUGGAUCGGACCGAAUCUGCGCGACCAGGGCAACGUGGUGCAGGCACUGUGCCACCUGCGCAACUUCAUGGUCGACGAUAUACUUCAAAUACGGCGCAGUUGCAACUAGCCCAUCGUUCACCGCUAAGCCCAAAGCUUUUUGAGUUCCAUGUUAAUAAACAACACAAACAAAUUAU